This is a messenger RNA of Linderina pennispora, 1824 nucleotides long. Its product is annotated as putative NEDD8-activating enzyme E1 regulatory subunit. Gene Ontology annotation, biological process: protein neddylation. Gene Ontology annotation, molecular function: NEDD8 activating enzyme activity. Gene Ontology annotation, cellular component: cytoplasm. Lineage: Eukaryota; Fungi; Kickxellomycota; Kickxellomycetes; Kickxellales; Kickxellaceae. The record is from RefSeq and is a predicted model, not a curated record. The transcript is spliced from 6 exons. The coding region runs from base 69 to 1688 and encodes 539 amino acids.
CUUAUUCUGCUCUAUUAGUGAUGCGACGCACGCUUGCGGCGGAUUCAGUCGAGAAACAAAACAAGCGAAUGAGGGCUACUCCCGAAUCUACUUCGACCGCAGCAACCGACAAGGCCCAGCGCUACGAUCGCCAGCUCAGGUUGUGGCAGGAGACCGGACAGCAGGCCCUGGAGACCGCGCGCGUGAGUGUCUUUGGGUCAUCGGCACUGGCGGCAGAGUCGCUGAAGAACCUCAUUCUACCAGGCAUUGGCGAGUUUGUGGUUAUUGACGACGCGACCGUUGGCGAGCAGGAUGUGCUGACAAACUUCUUUGUUGCACCCGCUGAUCUUGGCAAGCCGCGCGCCGAGGCAAUCGUCGAGCAGCUCACUGAGCUCAAUCCAGAUGUGCGCGGCUCCGCUGUGGUGAAGUCCGCAGAGAGCGCCCUAGAGACAGACAUCCUUGAGUCGGCCACCCUGGUCAUUGCCUGCGGCCUGCCUGCGCACACCGUCCAGCGAAUCAGCAGGCUGUGCUGGGAGAGGAACAUUGCGCUGGUGGUCGCCGAUACUGCAGGAUUUGCUGCCCGUCUCCGCACGGCUAUUCCGGAGCACGCUGUGGUCGAGUCACAUGAGGAGCUGGCGCCCGACCUGCGGAUUCAAGCGCCAUUCCCGGGCCUAGCCGAGCACAGUGACUCCAUUGACCUGGACACUCUUGACCACGUUGAUUUGGCCCACGUCCCAUAUGUGGUUCUCGUGCUCAAGGCAUUGCGCAGUUGGGCCACUGCCAACGGGCGCGAGGUGCGCCGCGACACUGCGAUCACGUAUGCCGAGAAGCGCAAGAUCAAAGAGGAGAUUCUCUGCAUGGCGCCUAAUAUGGACGAGGAGAACUUUAGAGAGGCCCACGACAAGGUCAACGGCGACGUGAUUCCGUACCAGAUCCCAGCCGAGGUGCGCCGCAUUCUCAGCGACCCCGCCGCCCAGAACAUCACUGCAAAGUCGGAGAAGUUUUGGAUUAUGGCCCACGCCCUCCGUGCGUACAUGGCCUCACCGUAUGCCGAUGGCCAGCUGCCGCUGAGCGGCACCAUUCCGGACAUGAAGGCCGACACCAAGAGCUACAUUGCACUGCAGCGUGUGUACAAGCAAAAGGCAGAUGCCGACAAGGCCGAGUAUGCACGCCAUGUACGCGAGUCGCUGGCAUCACUAGACCUACCGCCUGAUUUCAUCUCGCAGGGCGAGAUCGAUGCGUACUGCAAGGACGCAAGGCGGCUGCGGCUGCUGCGGUUUACACCCCUGCACGACGAGCUCGAGUCGGGGCCCAAGGAUGCCUCGGCGCUGGUGAGCGCUGGAGCGCUGGACCAGUACGUGGCAUUCCGCGCGUCGGAUGUGUUCUUUGCCAAGCACAAGCGGCACCCUGGCGUGGCUGACAGCUCGACGCAGGGCGAUGGCAAUGACGUGGUGAACAACGACACAGCCGAACUGGUGGCAAUUGCCAAUGAGCUGCUGGUGCAGUGGAGUAUUGAGUCGGAGGUUGCCGAGGAUGUGGUGCGUGAACUGGCACGCUCAGGUCAUGCCGAGCUCCACAACAUCGCAUCGCUUGCUGGUGGAAUUGUGUCGCAGGAGGCCAUCAAGCUGGUCACACACCAGUACGUGCCAGCCAACAACGGGUGCAUCAUCGACGGUGCCAGUGCUCGCAUCAUCUUUGUGGCGGUCUAACAUCAUACUUGUUGAAAUAUUAAGCCUAUGAACUAACACCAUUAACCCUAUUCACUGUGUCAAGCAGCGUUGAGCCGCUGACGUCGUAGUAGUCCAGAGUAAUAAAGUUUGGCACCCGCUCGGCGCCCCAAACCUU